Closterium sp. NIES-65 is the source of this 738-nucleotide messenger RNA. The record is from the annotation of a GenBank genome assembly. NCBI's taxonomy places the organism in Eukaryota, Viridiplantae, Streptophyta, Zygnematophyceae, Desmidiales, Closteriaceae.
AUGAAAGACGGUCUCUCACUGUUCGAUCUCACGUCUGGCGCCUCUGCUGCCCCUACUGCCGAUGCUGACAGCACUGUUCGCUCACAGUGGGCCACACGCAAUGCUGCUGCCCGUCUUGCUGUGCGUAGUCACUUGCCGUCGACUAAGCGCGCGCACAUUAGUCAGUACAAGAGUGCUAAGACCUUGUACGACGCUGUAGUUGCACGCUACUCUUCCCCUGCCACUGCUGCCUUUUGCCGCCUCAUGCUGCCGUACCUGUUCCCUGACCUCGCCGCCUUUCCCACUGUCGCUGACCUCAUUACACACCUUCGCACUAGUGACACCCGCUACCGCGCUGCGCUUCGUGCUGAGUUCUAUGCCAAGAACCCCCCUCCCAUGUACAUCAACCUCUACUACAUAGUCACCUGGCUCCCUAACUCCCUUCGCUCGUUCAGGGACCACUUUCUCUCUGUUUGCCCCACCACACUCACCGUUGACCUCCUUGAGGAGCGCCUCCUGGCAGCUGAGAAGAGUAUAGUCGCUGUAGGAGCCUCUCGUGGUGACCCUCGUGCCCCCUUCUUUGAGGGGUGCUCCCCCUCCCCCCUUUUGCCCUCUGUUGCCUCUGCUGCUGCCGUCGACUUCGUUGGCACCGAGUCGGUCGGCGCUGCGUUUGCCCCUAGCGGGAGACGCCGCACCGGCAAGGGCAAGGGGGGCAAGGGAGCUGGAGGGGCUGCGCCAGCAGCAGCAGCGCACUCGUGA